Messenger RNA from Colletotrichum gloeosporioides, 1140 nucleotides. RefSeq lists its product as uncharacterized. NCBI's taxonomy places the organism in Eukaryota, Fungi, Ascomycota, Sordariomycetes, Glomerellales, Glomerellaceae. Bases 1 to 1140 code for a protein of 379 amino acids. The transcript has a single exon. The record is from RefSeq and is a predicted model, not a curated record.
AUGCCGCGCAAGACCUCUGCCGAGAUCAUCAUCGAUGCGAUCGUCGAGAAUGGCGACGCCCCAAUGGACCGUACUGCCCUCCAGGACUUCUUCAUGGAUCGAACCAACUCCUUUGUUGACUUUCGCAAGCUUUGGGAGUUCUACGAGGCCUUCAUUGGAGGUUACCGCAUCACCGCUAGAUCACUCAACACCAUGCGCUCCAAGGGGGGCAAGGCGUUCGCUGCCAGGAUAAAGGCUCGUCUCGACUCUGAGCCUGGUAUUGUGCCCCAACACCUCAUCGACUUCUUCAGCAACCACCAGUACAUUUGGGACUCUUCCCUAGGAGAUGGAGACACCCAAGCUGAGCCUGGCCGUCUGCCCAAGGAGUUGCUUGACCAGCUGAAGAGGGUCUGCCCUGACCGCGAAAGCUUUGAGGGCCUCUUGAUGCAGCAGAUGGCGGCUCAGUCCGUGCCGUCCGGUAUGAACGCCGAAGUGGCAACCAAGCUCAUGAGAGCUCGUGCCAAGGAAGUUGCAGAGGAAGCCUUUGGAAAGGACGAGUCGGUCACUGAUGGGCUCAUCGCCGCAGUCAAGAAGGGAUCCUGUCCUAGUUUUGAGGUGACCAAGGCUUUUCGCGGCUACGGCUUCGAGGUCAUUUGCCACCGGAACGACGUCGCCAAGCUCUUCGACAUCUAUGUUCAUCUCAUAGCCACCUGUGGCGUCGACCGCGACACACUCAAUGAGUGGAUGAUCUCGGGUAAGCAGACGCUUGGUCAAAACAUCAAGGCUGAGCUGGAGAAGAAGCAAGACACCAUUCCGGCCGAUCUCAUCCCCUGGUUGGAUGCAAACCAGUAUAUCUGGGCCCGCGGCAGCAUUGCCUACUCCGGCCAAACCAAUGCAUUUGUUCGCCACCCUGGCGUCAAUGUUGAGUUCCAGCGCUUCGUCAAGCCGGUCAAGCCCGAGGAACAGGCCAAGAUCAACCAAGAGAUGCAGGAGCUGGUAGAAUCUUUCCACAACCUGAAGCCUGGUGAACCGGAAUUCGACCUGCAGGAGGAAAUUGAACGCAGGGCUAAGAAGUAUGGAUGCUACCAGGUGGCUAUGACUUAUUCCAAGAAGGACGAGAUCAGUGAUGAGAAGGACGAAAUCGGCACUGAGGGCAAAUAG